CCCACCCCCCAUUUAUAAGGAUGUCUGGAAGUCAGGAUUCAGGCAGUGGAAGCCACGUCAGCAAGAGAAAUUCCAGCAAUGCCAGCUCCACCGUGUACUUUGGACAGUACCAGUACACAGCAGAUGAGUACCAGGCCAUCCAGAAUGCUCUGCGUCAAAGACUUGGUCCAGAGUACAUCAGCAGCCGGCAGGCUGGAGGAGGACAGAAGGUUUGUUACAUCGAGGGUCACAGGGUUGUCAGUCUGGCCAAUGAGAUGUUUGGCUUCAACGGCUGGGCUCAUUCGGUCACUCAGCAGAAUGUUGAUUUUGUUGACCUGAACAAUGGCAGAUUCUACGUGGGGGUCUGUGCAUUUGUUAAAGUUCAACUUAAGGAUGGGUCAUACCAUGAAGAUGUGGGAUAUGGAGUGAGUGAGGGCCUGAAAUCUAAGGCCUUGUCUCUAGAGAAGGCAAGAAAGGAAGCAGUGACAGAUGGACUGAAGAGGGCACUCAGGUGCUUUGGGAAUGUGCUUGGGAACUGCAUCCUGGACAAAGACUACCUGCAAGCAGUGAAUAAACUUCCUCGUCAGAUUUUCCCUGCAUUGGAUGUGGCCAAAGCUAAAAGGCAAGACUUUGAGCCCUCAAUAGAGAAGGCAAGAUACAACAGCUGUUUGCAGAAGCAGAGUGCAGGGCAGCAGCAGUGUGAGAUGGCGCUCUCUUGCAAAUCUGACCAGGCAGAAGCUUCCUUGAACAGAAUGGAACAGGACCAUCCACACAGCAUCAGCAGAAACACAGACUCUUUAGCCACCGAGUGUGAUGCUACUUACCAGCGGAAGUUGCGGCAGAAGCAGCUACAGCAGCAGUUCCGGGAGCAGAUGGAGAAAAAACUUCAGAUCCCAAUAGCUGUUCCAGUCUGCAAACAGGUGCCACCAGCUCCUCCUGUAAAGCACAGCACUCCAGUAACAGCACAACAGGAACCAACUGCAGAAGAGGAGUUCUUUGCAGAUGACCCUGAACUUUGGGACAUUCCUCUAGAGGCCACCAGUCUCAGUGAUGCUGCUAGCCACAAAGUGGCAGAUAUGCCAGCCCAGCCACAGGCUCCUGCAACCCCUCUUGGCCAGCAUCACAUGACUACUCGGAGCAAGACUCCUCAGAAGAUGAGCAAUCACAAACCAUGUGCAAGGCCUACACCCUGGCAAGUGUCUGCCGAGCAGAGGACUUUUAGCCAUUGUGCCAACCAGCAUGCAGCAGCAGACUGCAGCCCCUACAGAAGGAGCCAAGGUAUGAAGAAAAGGAAGCUGGAACCCACCUAAGGAAUGACAGCAGCUCCUGACUUCUUGCCUCUGGAUCUGUCAUUUUUUCCAGACAAUCUGUUCAGUGGUAUGAGGAAGGUAAUCAAGCAGACCAGGCCCUUCCUUUGGUGCUGCAUAAACUUAACUAUGAAUGCAGGACAGGAAGCUGUCCCACAGUCAUGGGCUUGACACCCCCUUGUGUGUGGUCAAAAACGUUUCAAAUGCAUUUCUCCCCGAUUCCAGAUUCAGAUGCUGUGGAAGGGCUCUUCGCUUCAUGGCUUGUAUCAGGUCAUAAAAGCAGUAAUUUUAAGUUCCUUUGUGCCAUUCUAAGAAACUGGUUCUUAGGAUGAAAUGCGUGAAGGGUGAGGGUGGGGGGUCAUUCCUUUGCAGUUUCAUGUUGUAGAGGAAGCAUUUCCCUUUUGAAGGCAAAUAGUGUUUAGUAAAGUCAAACUGGGGAAGGAAUCAUUUGAGCUCACCCUGUAUUAAAGUUCUGCUUGGCCAGGUCCAUUGUACAAGCAAUGUGAUUGACCUGUUCUGUUCCUUUACCAAUUUGUUUUUAUAUGAACUUUUACCCCCUUUUUAUUAUGGCAAACAUGAAUAAAUGUUGUAGCUGUUCAAGUGGGUCAACAACACAUUUAUCUUGAAUACAUGACAGGUCCUCUAGACAAAGGAAGAUUUCUACUACACUGACUUCUUGUGGUUUAAUGCUACUCAGCCUGACAACCCAACUCCCUCUUCCUGAAGCACAAAGCAGAUUAGUGCUAUAAACCUAGUGACAAGUCUGAAAUUAAACAGAAACCCAAACCUCAAGUAUUUUGUUUUCUACUCCCAGCUUGUAGCUUAAGGAAGGAGAACAAUCCAUCACACCAUUGCCUGCAACACCAGGGGAGAUGCAAGAGGUUUACACACUUUUAGUUAAACAUGUGGGAUGAAGCAUAAUUAGGAGAAAUGGGGUAAGCAUUAGAAGCAAAGAAUAGGAGUUACUGAACAUAUCUACACGUUCAUUAAUGCACUGUAAUUGCGGUGCAUUGUUAGUACCUGUAAUAACAGGUACCAACUUAAAUGUACCAUAAUUAGCACUACUGCAUAUUAGUGCAGACAAACAUUGUGUGAGGCUUAAUGCACACUGGACUAAAUCUGUGCAUUAGCAUGGUUUUUGCCAGCUGCACUAGUGUGUAGAAGAAUUAGUCCAGUGCACAUGAAGCAUCUCAAAUAGAUGCGCCCACUCCAGUCCUAACUUUAAAUCGCCUGCCAGAGUGGCAAGUGCUCUGCUUAAGGCAAGAACUUGCCCACAUAGCAGUGAUAGUAUAGUACAAGAUUAGUCUUAAUGACAGUGAAUCAUAAUCAUGUCCUGUCUCAUAACUAAACAGUAAGUCAGAUACACAACACUGAAAUUGAAAGCAAGCUUUACCAUGCUCUUUCCCUGUUAGCAGAAUCACUUUUCUCCAGUAACAAAAAAAAACUGAUCCCCCACCCCUCAAAAGGUCUUCCCCCCCACCUCCAAGUGUACACACACACACACACUACAGUAUGCAGCAGCAAAAUGUAGAACUGAAUAUACCCAAGUGGCCUCAAAACCUGAUUGACUGUAUGAAGCUGCCUCCUUGCCAGCACACCUGCCUAUAAAAUUGCCAGUAGCCUUCAUUGCCUUACUCAUAAAACUGAGGGUAGCUGAAGCUGACCACUCCUGUUUAAAGUGUCAAUGUAUAGCCUGCCUUUGUCGCUUCCCAGCCCAUCCCUGGGAAGAGAAUGCUUAUGACACUGGUCAAGAAAAAUCUCAUUACUUACUACAGUCAGUGCUCAUGCAUCCCACAUUAAGCCAAGGCAAAGGCUGUUAAGGAAGAGCAUGUUUGGAUCACAAAAAGAAAAUGGAGGAUUGAGCCACAAGAUUAAUUUUUGGGAAAAAAAGCUGUAGUCAUAGGAACCCAAGUGCAUGCAGAACCAUUGGUUCAAGACUGGAGAGAUGCCCCACCUUGGUGCAUCAUAAAGCCCACCUCCAAAGCUUGCAUCCUCUUUGGAGGGCUUUUAAGAACCCUAAGUAAGGAGGGAGUCCUACAGGAUCCCAGCCUACAACAGCAUGAACAAAAGCUUUCCUAAAGAAAGGAUAUCUAAUAAAUUGUUACUGUUUAAAAACACCUCACUUGCCAUCCUCCAGAAGACACUAGGGGCCCAUGUGACCUAACUGCUACCAAGAGUUGCUGAAAUGGCCAUUUACCACACUGCCUCAAGGACAUGUAAAUCCCACUGAGACAGAGAAUGACUUGAGCAGACAUGGAGAUUCCUUGCAAUUCCAAAGAUGCCUCUUACCCCAUUCCUAGUAAAGAUAUUACUCCUCUCAGACAGCUCUUUGCUAGUUCCAACUACAGCUGCUUGAAGGACCCUGACCAGCCAAGCAAGCUUGAUGCUCUAUGUUUAUUGACAAUAGCAAGAAUUCUUUGUGAUGGAGUUCAUCUGGGCUCUGUUUCACCAGGGUUUCCACCCCAGUGUUGUAGGCACACAUCCCUCUAGCUUAGUUUCCAAGCAAGGGGGUUGGGAUACAGAAAGAAAUGUAGAACUAACCAAAGGCUGACUUCUGCCAACCCCUUUUCAUCAGGGACAGAUUCCUCUCUGACAGAGUUGCUAAGAGGCAGCACAAAGUCUCCAAAAAUUAGCUAGGACCCAGAGAUUACAGUAGACAGGGGAGUUUGCCAAUCCCCUGGGGUUAAUGCCAACUAUUUAGACCUUGUCCAACCAUCUGUCUCUGGAGCAGGAAAACUAUACUGAAGCCAACCUAUACCACACCAGAAAUGUGUUGUUGCCUAACUUACUUGUUAGCCAAGACUCUUUUGACUUGCUGGGUCAAUGACUUUCUGCAUCAGUAUCUAUGAACUGUCUUUUACUGUUGCUUAUUUUCAGAGUAGUUUGUUGAAAGGUCAAACUUAUUUCUGACCACUGCUUUUGACAAGUUUGGGGUCUCAUUAAAGUAGGUACUUUCCUGAGGAAACUAGCCAGGAGCUGGGUAACAAAAACCCACCUGCAGAUAGUUAUCCAGAGAAAGGAGACAGAAGAGGUAGGAACCAGCUGAAAAUGAAAACCCACAGUUCAACCAAAGCAGGUUUGUUUUAUUUGAAUGAUUUCAUUAAAUAUUCUACAAAGGUAACAAAUUGCAGCACAAAGCGCAAUCAUACAAGAAGCGCAAUGCCUGGAUUUAGUGCAAAACAUACAACUAACUACGGCCAGGGAAGCCCAGAGUUUGAAUUCAGUUUAUUUUUCUUUUUUGCCUUUUUACAGUGUACAUUGUUAAAUAAUGUAAAGAAAACAUUUGUAAAUUCAGAAACAGAUUUUAUGUGGAAAAAAGAUACUCAAAGUGUAAUAUUAAACACAAAAUAAUUUAACAGUU
Messenger RNA from Gavialis gangeticus (Gharial), 4647 nucleotides. RefSeq names its product RAD52 homolog, DNA repair protein (gene RAD52). Gene Ontology annotation, cellular component: nucleus. Gene Ontology annotation, biological process: double-strand break repair via homologous recombination; DNA recombinase assembly; mitotic recombination. The record is from RefSeq and is a predicted model, not a curated record. NCBI's taxonomy places the organism in Eukaryota, Metazoa, Chordata, Crocodylia, Gavialidae. The transcript is spliced from 11 exons. The coding region runs from base 21 to 1289 and encodes 422 amino acids.